This is a messenger RNA of Heterobilharzia americana, 612 nucleotides long. The record is from the annotation of a GenBank genome assembly. Lineage: Eukaryota; Metazoa; Platyhelminthes; Trematoda; Strigeidida; Schistosomatidae.
AUGCGUGAAAUAGAUUCAGAUGGUGAGGAAAACAGCAUCAAAUGCCUCUGGUCCAGUCUUCUUGAUGAAGUUACUAAUAAAGCAACUACUGGUCUACCCUCCUCAAAAACCCUAGUUGUGUUCGGUGACGAUAAGUGCGGAAAAUCAACCUUGAUCUCACGACUUCGGGGUCCUGAAGACAUUCAAGAGGGAUUUGGAAUUGAAUAUUUUCUUAUCGAAGUUAAAGAUGAGGCACGAGAUGCUACCACGAAUUUAAGUGUUUGCAUUUUGGACGGUAAUCCUAUUCAGAGUUACCUUCUCCAAUAUGUUAUUACCGAGGAUUCAUUCUGCGACCAAACUGCCAUUAUUGUUGUUAGCAUCAGUGAACCAUGGAAGGUUAUAGAAAGCUUAGAAAUGUGGGCAGAUGUACUCAAAAAUCAUAUAAAUAAACUGAAACUUCCAAAAGAUAAGUUAAAGAUGUACAAGUCAAAAGUUUCAAAGGAAUUCUAUGGUUAUCUGGAACCGGGAACACUCACUAUAUGUCUGAAACAUCAUAUGAAGCAACACCUGAACCGCCAUCUCCAAAUGAUGCUGAUGUUUUCUCAGAAGAAAUCCAUGAAAGAGAUGUGCUGA